Messenger RNA from Trichomycterus rosablanca, 4038 nucleotides. It is a transcript of the gene gk5, whose product is annotated as glycerol kinase 5. Gene Ontology annotation, molecular function: kinase activity; phosphotransferase activity, alcohol group as acceptor. Gene Ontology annotation, cellular component: mitochondrion. The transcript is spliced from 16 exons. Lineage: Eukaryota; Metazoa; Chordata; Actinopteri; Siluriformes; Trichomycteridae. The record is from RefSeq and is a predicted model, not a curated record. The coding region runs from base 139 to 1725 and encodes 528 amino acids. Gene Ontology annotation, biological process: glycerol metabolic process; triglyceride metabolic process; glycerol-3-phosphate biosynthetic process.
CGUUAUGCGCGUGCCUGAGGUAGAAGUGUGAAGUUUUAAUGCGGAGUUUUAAUCAAACUGCGGGAUUUAAUCGGUGCAAACACACCUAACGGCAUGUCGGUGAAGCUGGGAGUUCCGGUGUUGUGAAAGAGGGUGGGUAUGGGAACGCUCAGGAACGGGCUGAGCAAAAGGGAGAGCUUUAUUCUCUCAGUGGACGUGGGAACAACAUCCAUCCGCUGCCAUGUUUACGAUAAACAAGCAAACAUCCGGGGAUCUUACAGCAAAAAGGUGUCCCUGCUGUACCCCGAGAGCGGUUGGGUGGAGAUGGACCCGGAGGAUCUGUGGCAGGGGUUCGUCAGCGUGGUGAAAGGAGCGGUGCAAGAUUCGGGGUUACAGAUGUAUCAGAUGGAGGCGUUAGGGAUCUCAACCCAGCGAGCCACCUUCACCACCUGGGACAGGAAGUCUGGGAAACCGUUUCAUAACUUCAUCAGCUGGCAGGACCUGCGAUCAGCCGAGAUGGUGGGGUCGUGGAACAACUCGUGUACCAUGAAGGCUGUGCAUGGAGUAAUGAAGACGCUGCAUUUCCUCACCAGACAGAAACGUUUCCUCGCCGCCAGUUUAGUCGUUUUUACCACACAGCACGUCUCUAUGCGACUUGCCUGGGCUUUACGCAACAUCCCCCAGCUGAAGCAGGCGGUGGAUGAAGGAACCUGCUGUUUUGGGACCAUCGAUACCUGGCUGCUAUAUAAACUCACCAAAGGUUUGGUCCACGCUACAGAUUAUUCCAACGCCAGCUCCACCGCCAUAUUCGAUUCAUAUCAGAUGUGCUGGAGUGGGUUCUUGUGCUCUCUUCUCUCUCUACCUCAGUCCAUCCUCCCUCAGGUGCACGACACCAGUCACCACUUCGGCUCGUCUGAUCCCUCGAUAUUUGGGGUUUCGAUACCCAUCAUGUCAGUUAUGGCCGAUCAACAGGCGGCGAUGUUCGGCGAGUGCUGCUUCGCCGCCGGUGAUGUGAAGAUCACCAUGGGAACGGGAACCUUCAUGGACAUCAACACGGGGAACAAACCCCACACCUCAGUGGCUGGUCUGUAUCCUCUGGUGGGAUGGAAGAUGGGCUCUGAGGUGACGUACCUGGCUGAAGGAAAUGCUGCCGGCACAGGAACCGCCAUCAGAUGGGCUCAGGAGAUCGAGCUGUUUAAAGACGUGAAAGAGACGGCGGCCAUGGCGAACAGUGUCAGCGACUCUGAUGGAGUGUGUUUUGUUCCGUCUUUCAGCGGCUUGCAGGCACCAUUAAACGACCCUAAGGCGUGUGCCGCGUUCAUGGGUUUGAAACCGUCCACCACCAAGUCUCACCUGGUUCGUGCCAUUCUAGAGUCCAUCGCCUUCAGGAACAAGCAGCUCUUUGAUGUCAUGCUCGGGGAAACCCGUAUACCCAUCACGAAAAUCAGGGCGGACGGUGGCGUGUGCACCAACGAUUUCAUCAUGCAGUUAACCACCGACCUGCUGGGCCGUAAGAUCUCGCGCCCGGCUCACUUCGACAUGUCGUGUCUGGGCGCGGCGUUCGUGGCCGGUUUAGGAGCGGGUUACUGGAAGUCCAAAGAGGAGCUGAAGAAACUUCACACCACCGAUCAUCUCUUCCUCCCUCGGGGUGCCAGAGGAGGCGGGCCGACCGGCGUCUACAAACCCGUCCUGCAGUACUGGGAGGAGGCGCUGCAGCGCUCCAUGCACUGGUACAGCCAGGCGUGACGCUCCCACCGCGCCGAACCCGGGUCCUCGGGGGCCCCCCGGUGCCACGUGCCUUCAAACCGAUCGGUGCCACGCCCGCCGUGAUGCGGUGCCAACCUCCGUUGUCUAGCCAUGACGAUCAAGAGCCAUAUUUCCCAGCAUUCAUAGCAAACCUCGUCAAAGCCAAAUCAUUUCACUGAACUCGGUCGACGUGAAUAUGAUCACAUCAUCGUACCUGCCAAAAAGUUUGUGCACCCCUGAUCAAACCGCGUGUUCUGUCGAUUGGGUCAAAAUAUUGUAAACAAAGAUCAAGCACUGAAUGUUUCAGUUUAAUACACACACGACACCGCCGAGGCCCGGGUGCUACCGGCCUGGCCUGGCACUCAACACGCACAGUCGACUGUGUCUGAGACCAGUCUAACUUUAGAUGAUCAAGUGUUAAAAAUCUAGUCGACCACAUGCUUGCACACACAGAAUGCUUCUUUACCCCAGACAGCAGUGGAUUCUGUACCUCUGGAACAGUUUAUUGUGUUUCCUGAGCGCCCGACCAGGCUGACGGCACUGCCAAAACACUCCCAGGUCUCCGUGGUGGGGGUACCGGGUAGCGAAACAGACUGCUGUGCCAUCCAUCCCAGUGCCCGCCGGUACUGAGGAGUUUACCAGCCUUUAGAGCGACGUGUUCCGCUGGCAUUCUGUUCGGCAUUUUCUCUGAGAGCUUCUCGACGGGGUUUGUUGUGGAUCGAACACGCCAACGAGCACACGCGACACAAACGCCGUGAUCCACAAACGCUGAACAUGAAGAACGUGAGGAACCUGGGAGGUUCCUGUUCGUCCUACCUCUACACCCGCCUUAAUCCUACAGAAGUAAAUGCAAAUAAAGUGCAAAACACACGAUUUUAUGCUUUUAAGUACUAAUUUUUAAAUAACGUAUUAACUUAGCCGUUUUAACUGGUCUGGUAGCACUGGUGCCAGUGGUUUGUGUUUAAUCUGAUCAGUGUUUACAUGAGUAGGAUUAACAGGAUUGGUUUUUGGGUUUGGUUUAGGUAUUUUAGCCUCCCUGUAUUAACGACGAUUCUUUUAUUGUAGGAUCAGAGCUGAAACAGAAACCAGUUCAGUCAUUGUAUACCUGUGUUCGUCUGACGUCUUGUUCUAAUCCUUUUGUUUGUUUGAUAGUUUGUUAAACCGAGCAGUUUUAAAAAGCUCGGACCUCAGAUCAGCCAUCAGCCGCAUACACCGACGGGCCAAAACAUUAUGACCACUCAGCCAAAAUAUCAGCAUAGAUGUGCACAAAUUCCCAUAGACAGGCACAGCGUCUCAGAAAUAGCUGGAUAUACACCGCACACAUCGUUUCAGGCGUCCAAAUAUUUGAGGCCAUGUAUAGUGUACUGUGUGUGGGGCGUGGUGAAUCAUAGUUUUAGGAAUCAUAACAAUCCGACACCUUCCUCAAGAGUGAAAGUAAACGGAAUACGAGGGUCUUCAAAAACUUUCCUCACUUUUUAAACUCUAUUUAUUAAGAAUUGUAAACAAACUCCGUCACUUUCCUACAUCGUCGCCUUCCGAUGCAUUUUUCCAGCGUCGUUCCAAGUUUGGUUGAGCUCGUAGCCACUGAUGCGCCGGUGCUUUCACAUCAUCAUCAUCACAUGAAAAUCUUCUUCCCCUUAAAGCUUCUUUCAGCAUCCAAACAGGUGGAGAUCAGAUGGAGCUAAAUCAGGACUAUAAGUGUCUCUCAGACACGAGCAGGGGCGGCACGGUGGCUCGGUGGGUAGCACUGUCGCCUCACAGCAAGAAGGACCGGGGGCAUUUCUGUGUGGAGUUUUGCACGUUCUCCCCGUGUCUGCGUGGGUUUCCUCCCACAGUACAGAGGCGUGUAAGUGAGGUGAACUGGAGACACUAAAUAGUUCAUGACUGUGUUUGAUAUUAAACCUGAACUGAUGGAUCUUGUGUGAGCAGUAACGACCCGUCCUGUCAUGAUGGAACCAGAGUGUAAAACAUCACGUUAUAAUCAUGAUAAACAAACAAACAGACGUGAGUGAUUCCUUCUCCUGCUCCACCCUCACCACUUAUAACCACAAUAUACAUGUGAGGAAACUUUCUGAAGAUCCCUCGUAAUUAAACUGAGCAGCGUUUUUAUUUUUGUACUGGUGUGUAGUUUGUGGAACACUGGUCUGAUUUCAUGGAUGUAGCUGUGAGCUCUGAACGAUGAGUUUAGGAUAAUCAGUGCGACCGUCUUCAUGUGUAGGAGAUAACCGUCAUCAUUCUGUGCCUUUGUUGUCAUGGUGUGAAGAACAAUAACAUGAUUCCUAACAUAAAUAAUAAAUAAAAGAUCUAAUACUC